Molecule: messenger RNA, 888 nt
Organism: Microdochium trichocladiopsis
Lineage: Eukaryota; Fungi; Ascomycota; Sordariomycetes; Xylariales; Microdochiaceae
Product: HSP20-like chaperone
Exons: 3
Coding region: 109-678 (189 amino acids)
Biological process (GO): protein folding
Cellular component (GO): cytoplasm
Source: RefSeq, a predicted model, not a curated record
GCCUUGUCGCAUUGUUUCUCGGCCAUUCCGCGAAAACCCCCACCAACGGCAGCUCUGAGCAUCGUGAAUUCUCUCAAGGCAGACUCUGGUCCACCAAAGACAGCAGAAAUGGCAGGAGAAGAUCUGAACCCAGAGCAGGAGGCUGCUGCCCGCGCCCAGGAAAAGGCCGAGCAGGACGCCCUUCCCUACAAGUGGUCGCAAAACAUCGGCGACCUCGACAUCCUCAUCGAAGUGCCCGGAAACCUCAAGGGCCGGGAUAUCGUCGUGGAGAUCAAGAAGAACCAUGUCAAGGCUGGCAUCAAGGGACAGAGCCCGAUCAUUGAUGGCGACCUCCCGCACUCGAUCCUGACCGAGGAUAGCACGUGGACCCUCACGACAAACCCGGGCGGCAGCACAAAGACGGUCGAGAUCCACCUCGACAAGGCCAACAAGAUGGAGUGGUGGCCGCACGUCGUCACCACGGCGCCCAAGAUCGACGUCACCAAGAUCCAGCCCGAGAACAGCAAGCUGAGCGAUCUCGACGGCGAGACGAGAGGCAUGGUCGAGAAGAUGAUGUUCGACCAGCGGCAGAAAGAGGCUGGCUUGCCCACGUCCGACGAGCAGAAGAAGAUGGACAUCCUCAAGAAGUUCCAGGAGCAGCACCCGGAGAUGGACUUUAGCAAUGCCAAGGUCCAGUGAGGUAGCGGACGAGCAAAGGGCAGACAGCCAAAACAGCCAACCGAUGGAGAAAAAAAGAAAGAUGUAUACUGGUGUAUUGAAAACACAACGACUUUAAUGAAUAUGACGACUACCCUCCUAUGCCGUGAGUUUUCUCUAUAGCAUACAAGCUUAAGUUGAAGGCCUCGCUAGUUUAAAUAGCACCCACAGCCCUUUUGCCAUCACAACAAC